This is a messenger RNA of Cryptotermes secundus, 5060 nucleotides long. Its product is annotated as feline leukemia virus subgroup C receptor-related protein 2. The record is from RefSeq and is a predicted model, not a curated record. Gene Ontology annotation, cellular component: membrane. Bases 389 to 1450 code for a protein of 353 amino acids. The transcript is spliced from 6 exons. Lineage: Eukaryota; Metazoa; Arthropoda; Insecta; Blattodea; Kalotermitidae. Gene Ontology annotation, molecular function: heme transmembrane transporter activity; heme binding. Gene Ontology annotation, biological process: heme export; transmembrane transport.
AUAACAUUUUGUUUUGACACAGUUCAGUUUCCAAUUUCAUUAGCUGUGCCAUGUUCUAGGUGUCAAGUGGAUGCUUCUGUUUGUUUUUCCCACCAGCAAAACAUUUUGAACUACAAGAACAGUGCGGUGUAGUGGUAAUGACUCAGAGACACAGAAUUGUAUUUGGUAGGUGCUCUCUUUGUAUUUUGUCCAGGGCACUGGCCAUCUUACACGCACCGUGAGUACUGUUGCGUGUGUAGGACGUCAUGGCCAUGUCGAUGAAACUAACGAAACUGCACUCAUAUCCAAGAUACCCCGGAUCCGAUACUGGGCCCGGAUUGCUGUUUAUCUCGAUUCUGCUCAGUAACUCCCGUCCUUUCACUCAUUGCAGGGACUGCGCUUGUCUGCCAUGUUGGGCGCCCUUGGAACGGCGGCCGGGUCGUGGAUCAAAGUGGCUUCAGCGUCGCCCGACAUGUUCGUGGUAGCAUUUGUGGGGCAGACGCUGGUCGCCAUGUCACAGGUGUUCAUCUUGAGCGUCCCUGCACGACUCGCCGCCGUGUGGUUCGGUCCAAACGAGGUAUCCUCGGCUUGUUCCGUUGGCGUGUUCGGGAACCAGCUGGGGAUAGCCAUUGGUUUCCUGAUCCCACCAAUGAUAGUGAAGAACCACGACAGCUUGGAUGAGAUUGGCCAUGAUCUGUCUGUCAUGUAUUACUCUGUGGCUGGCUUUACCACAGUGCUACUGGUGCUAAUCAUACUAUUGUUCAAGGCAGAACCUCCCUUGCCACCCAGUCUUGCCCAGGCUGAGCAGCGGGCGAAGGAGGAUACUAACUUUGUGGGCUCUGUGAAGCGGCUGGUAACAAACAGAGGUUACGUGUUGCUCAUGAUGUCAUAUGGCUUAAACGUGGGCGUGUUCUAUGCCAUCUCAACGCUGCUCAAUCAAGUGGUUCUCAUCUACUUUCCGAAUGGAGAGGAAGACGCAGGCCGUAUUGGGCUACUGAUGGUACUGGCAGGCAUGCUGGGCUCAGUUCUGUCUGGAAUUGUGCUUGAUAAGACCCACAGGUUCAAGGAGACCACCAUGGCUCUGUACAUCUUUUCACUGCUGGGGAUGGUUGCCUACAUGUUCACUCUCAGCACUGGAAAGAUUGGCAUUGUCUACGCCACGGGAGCUCUCCUGGGGUUUUUCAUGACGGGCUACCUCCCAGUGGGCUUUGAGCUGGCUGCCGAGCUCACAUACCCGGAGCCAGAGGGCACAUCAGCAGGAAUAUUGAAUGCUGCCGUACAGCUGUUUGGUAUUGCACUCACCAACUGUUAUUCAUGGCUGCUGGAAGUCACAGAUGAUAUGUGGGCAAAUGGUGCACUGUGCAUUGCUUUGGCACUGGGCAUAGUCCUGACCUUCCUCAUAAAGUCAGACUUGCGGCGACAGGCAGCCCAGGGCCCAAAGUUGUCCAUUGGCACAGCCACCAUCCAGUGAAGUAACAGACAGCUGUCACCAGAACACGUGAAAACAGGAAGGUAAAUGUGCCAUGACACAUAUAAGAACACUUUUAGUGUGACACGUGAGCCAAGAUAUAAGGGUCGUCCAGAUAGUAAAGACCGUUUGGGCAUAGCGAUGCAUGCGUAGUAAUGAAGAAAUGAAAAAGAUGGUUUAAAGACUGGUUCAAUGUACUGGCAGCAGAUUUUUACGAUGCAGGAAUACAGAAACUCAUCACAUGAUAUGACAAAUGUCUGAAUCUUCAUGGGGAUUAUGUAGAAAAACGAUUUAAGGUCUGUAGUAACAAUGUAAAAUAUUUUUUUUAACUGUAUUAAUUUUUUUAAGCACCAAACACACUUUACUUUCUGGACAACCUAUGUAUAUUUGUGUCCCAUACUUGCAUUUAGGAGCCAGACAGCUCAGUGAGUAUAGAGAUUAUGUUAUGGACUGAACAACCAAAGAAUUGGGAUUCAGUGCUAAACAGGGCAGCAUUGUAUUUGUGUCUGCAUCCAGACUAAAUCUGGGGUCAACCCAGUGUUCUACGCAAUAGUUCCCAGGGGUUUGUAACCACCCACCUCCACAUAGUGCUGAAAGUUAAGAAAGACUGGAGCUAUACCUCCACAAGAAGGCCAAGGCUCACAGUUGGCCUCAGUGCUGAUGCCAAUCCUUCAUCUUUUAUAUUUGACUGGAGAAAACUGUGUGAACUUAAGGUUAAAGAAUACAAACUGAAAAAAAGUGUCACUUUCCAUCAGCUCCCACAGUAAAAUGCUGGAAUGCCACUGCUAUAAUGAUCUGAGCAUCCAUAAGGUCUACAUGAAAGAGACAAACCUGCUGUAUGGUAAGUGCUACUUGGGUUCACAGCUCGUGGCCUACGCAACUGAGAAACGGUUCCAUGCUUAUGUAACUAUGGAAACAAGAUACUGCCACGCGGUAAGCAUGAAUUAUUGAUGGAGUCUGGAUUGGUAACUGGAUUUACUGCACACCUAUACAACUUGUUACUACAAAGAACUACAGAACACGUAGUCUUCACAAGCUGUUGCUUGGUAGCAGCUUCUAAUGGUGGACAUUCCCCUUCCUUUGGUCUUCCAAACUAUCCCAAGCCUGAGCUUCCAGCUUCUCACUUCUCACAAUGGCACCUCUCAGUUGACUCAACAACUAAAGUAUUCAUCCUCGUUAUAGAGCCCCAGCAGGGACUGCAGAGAAAACACUUGUUCCAUUAUUGUGUUUUCUCAUUGCUGGGGAAACGUGUCCACAGAGCUGGUUCCCAGCAACAGCUGUUGUAAUGUUGUCUGUUUACACACCUGUUACUCAGCAGUGGGUCUACAUGUCACAAUACGUUAUGUUUGGACAAUCCAUUACUGAUGCUAGGGUUCUCCAAAACAAAGGCAGAGCCAGCAACUGUGCCCUAUGGUAUGUGAAUCCCAAACCUUUGCAAUGCAGUGUGCUCAAUACUCACACUGAAUCCUUUCAUUGCAGAAACAAAAUGCUGUUCCACAGUGCAUGGAUGACACUGAAAGGAUUCAAACAGAAGGGGGGGGAGUAUGUAAAGUUCCAGCAGUUUUAUCAGUGACCCCCAUAUCCAACACCCUGAACAGUUAGACUAACCACUGUUCAUCAUGUGUGGUCAAUACUUAGGAGUGAGUGUCUCCCUCCAUGUUGUGUACCCUCAAAGUAUUGGUGCUUAGACAUAAAGGCAAUUUUAUUAGCUUGCAUGCAGUACCCAAGAUUAGUGAAAACACUAUACUUAGACAACAUAAGUCCCAGAGACGGACCCCAUCCACAUCAGCCUCAAGAUGUUAUGCUUUCCCCUCCAGUUGUUAGGCCAGUGACAUGCCAGAAGGACUGCAGGGCAAUACAACAGUAUGCUAGACCUGCAGUCAGAAUGCACUUGGUUUGAAUUCUGGCUGGGACACCAGCUGGCCUGGGCAAAUGCUUGGAUAGUAACUUGAUCAGGUAUUUGCUGCUAUAUAGUCGAGGUACUGACAGUACGGUCAGUGCACAUACUUCUGUAUAUAAAGUGUAGCUGAACUACGUUACCCUUGGAAGAAAAUUGACUGUUGCCUUGGUACACCUUUCAUUGUUGCUAUAUACCUGACAAUGAUGAAAUCCAUGUGACUGCUGAAGCUGGUUUUGAGAAAACGGACAUUUUGAGUUUGGGCCCCUGGUGCAUGCACCAUUAUUUUCAUGAAGAUACUACUGAUGGCAGUUUUAUUUAGGGAUACAGUCGCUAUAAAUUACUGAAAUUUAAUUGAUAUCCUUAGAGGCGUUUUUGAAGAAGAUCGCCAUUUUGUUUUAUAUGGUCCAUCUAAAGUUAGAAAGCUCGUACUCACCAGGCACCAACCUACAAGCGAUAAAGUCUUAAAAAAUGAGUGUCAAUAAAAUCCUCCCAAGUGUUCAGGCUCUAGAGAGGUGCAAAAUAUACAUACAGACAGACAGAUGUCACCCCAGUAACCAAUUCUUCAUAUUCUGAGGGGGCUCAAAAUGUGUAAAUCUCUCAAAAUCUCGAGAUAAAAUAUUUUCACAAUCACAAUACUUUGAUAUGUACUGCAUAUAUGAAGAAUUGAAGAAAAUAAUUACUGCAAGUGGGAAGACUCAAGUGUCAUCAUUCCCACCAUCCAUAGUUCUUUCUUUCUGGGGGCUCAGUAUAAUUUCUGUAUGCCUGAAGAACACAAGCAAGACAGUUAGCCAAAUGGCAUGUUUAGCUGACACACAGGACAACACUGGAAAUGUUUAAAGUAGGCAGGAGGCAGUUUCAUACUUGGAAGCACAAAACAAAAUGUGAAAAAGAGAAAUUAUGUUACUGCAACUGAAAGCAUUCAUAAAUUUGAAAAUGUUACUUGUUAUAUCUGCUCAGUUACUGAACUGAGGGAUGACACGCCAUGCCGUAGCUCAGGUGGUUAGUUGCCAGCUUCACAACACAAUGGCCCAUGUUCAGUUCCAGGGUUGCCCAUCUGGGAUUUGUGGUGGAUAAAGAGCCAGUGCAAGCACCUUAGUUUUCAUUUGUCUAUCAUCAUUCCACCAAUGCUCCAAAUCCAUUUAUCAUUGGGGGCUGGUACAACAGGCAAAGUAAAAAGGGACUAAGUCUCAUCACAUUCCUACAACUUAAACAAAGAAUAUAUAUAUGUCAGUGCGGAUGGCACAUUUGUAAGAAGCCAUGCUUGAAACACUGGAUUGACCACAGAGUUAAAGCAACAUAUCCCUACCCUGUAGAGUUCCAUGUCAAUAUAAUAAAGCAUAACGACCCCAAGGAAUGUCAAAUAUGCAGAAUGUUGUAAACUGUUUAUAGAUAAGUGCUGCCAACAAUAAAGCUACAUUUUAGUGACAAUAAUCAUGACAAUAAUGACUAUGUGAAGCAGGCUACUACUAUAAUAACUGUAAAGUAGCCCUACAAUUUGUAGUUUUUUGUCAUUUUAUUGAUGUUAUUCAUCUGUAUUUUGUUUAAUAAUGUGAUACAUUGCCACUAGAGCGAGUCAGUGUCCACGGUGACUUGAAACAAAUGAUUCCAAGUCUACAGUAUUAUCACAAACCAACUUGCUCAGGAAGACCACAAAAUCUCAGGACAGCAAAACCAAAACCAAAAAUCUUUGGGAUAUAAACGUUGAAGCAGAAC